Molecule: messenger RNA, 1410 nt
Organism: Penicillium soppii
Lineage: Eukaryota; Fungi; Ascomycota; Eurotiomycetes; Eurotiales; Aspergillaceae
Product: pyridoxal phosphate-dependent decarboxylase family protein
Exons: 1
Coding region: 1-1410 (469 amino acids)
Biological process (GO): carboxylic acid metabolic process
Molecular function (GO): pyridoxal phosphate binding; carbon-carbon lyase activity
Source: RefSeq, a predicted model, not a curated record
AUGGUCUCAACUUUUGGCCCGGUUCUGCAGCAAACCAUAAAUCAUGCGCUGCGGUAUCUUGAAAGCCUUGAUCACGCACCUGUUGGCGCGACGGCCACUCUUCCAGAACUCCGCCAUCGACUUGCACGGCCACUUCCCGAUGUCGGAACGGAUGCAACACAAGUGAUUGAUGAGUUGGUGGCAGAUACAAGUGGUGGCAUUCUGGGUAACUCUGGUGGUCGCUUCUUCGGGUGGGUGAUUGGUGGGACCCUUCCUGCUGCUCUAGCCGCCGACUGGCUCACGACUACCUGGAAUCAGAACGCGGCUUUGUUUGCCUGUGGCCCAGCAGAAGCAGUAGUCGAAGAAGUGUGUGGAGCCUGGCUCAAGGAGCUGCUUAGGCUCCCCUUGGGAGCCAGCUUUGCCUUAGUUUCAGGCUGCCAAAUGGCCCAUGUCACUUGCCUUGCUGCAGCACGUCAUGCCCUUUUGUCAAGACACGACUGGGAUAGUGAGCGCGAUGGACUCGGUGGCGCACCUCGCAUCCGCAUUCUUAGUGGCAGCCAACGCCACGGUUCUAUCGAUCGAGCAGUACGCCUGCUAGGUUUGGGCAGCCGUUGUGUGGUAGAUUUGCCGGUCGACGAAUAUGGUCGACUCCAACCGAUAACACUCAGCAACGCGCUUGCUGAAUGUCUUGAUGGCCCUGUAAUUGUGCUGUUGCAGGCAGGCGAUAUUAACACUGGGGCUUAUGAUUCGUUUGCCGAACUGAUUCCUCUCGCUCAUCGCUUUCAAGCUUGGGUCCACGUUGAUGGUGCUUUCGGUUUAUGGGCAGCAGCUAGUCCUGCCUAUCGUCACCUGCUUGCAGGAGUAGAGCAGGCGGACUCUUGGGCGACGGAUGGGCAUAAGUGGUUGAAUGUUCCCUACGAUUGUGGGUACGCCUUUGUCGCAAAUCCUUCAACUCAUCGGAGUUCGAUGUCGCAUCGGGCCAACUACCUAACACACGAUAAAGACGCCCGUGAUCAAAUCGAUUGGAAUCCUGAAUGGUCUCGGCGUGGGCGCGGAGUUGCGACGUAUGCCGCUUUGCGGCAACUGGGAAGAGAGGGGGUAGCUGAGCUGAUUGAACGCUGUUGCCGUCAUGCCCAUUCCCUGGCCAUCCAGAUCGGAGACUUACCUGGAGCUGAACUGAUGUGGAAACCCCAUAUCAAUCAAGGAUUGGUGCGUUUUCUGGAUAGGAAGCCGCACGCCAACUCGUCUGAUCACAACCGGAGGACCGAUGCGGUGAUCGCAGCUCUUAUGGAAACGGGGAAAGCCUUUUUUACUGGCACCACCUGGCAAGGACAACGAUGCAUGCGGAUCUCGGUGUGUAACUGGCAAACAAACGAAGCCGACGUAGCACAAGCUGUCGAGGCCGCCGAAUGGGCACUUAAACAGGAAUGA